This is a messenger RNA of Podarcis raffonei (Aeolian wall lizard), 4629 nucleotides long. It is a transcript of the gene TCHH, whose product is annotated as trichohyalin. Lineage: Eukaryota; Metazoa; Chordata; Lepidosauria; Squamata; Lacertidae. The transcript has 2 exons. Gene Ontology annotation, molecular function: calcium ion binding; transition metal ion binding. Bases 1 to 4629 code for a protein of 1542 amino acids. The record is from RefSeq and is a predicted model, not a curated record.
AUGCCUUACCUCCUGGGCAGCAUUUGCACUAUCAUCGGGGUCUUUUACAAGUAUGCAAAGCGUCAUGGCGACUGCUCCACCCUGAACAGGAGGGAGAUGAAGCGGCUCAUCUUGAAGGAGUUUGGUGAGGUCAUCAAGAACCCUUCUGAUCCUGAGACAGUUGAGAUGACCUUCCAGCUGCUGGACAUCAAUGGGGACGGCUUGGUGGACUUCAACGAGUACCUGCUGCUCAUCUUCAGAGUGGCCAAGGCCUGCUACAGCCACCUGCAGCCCAGAGAAUGCCUCCUUCAGCAGGGAGAAGCCCGUAGAGCCUUACGUGAAAGGGAAACUCGAGGAGAAGGACGAGACGACCACCAUCUAAGGGAGGAUGAAAGGGAAGGAAGCUAUGAUCGCGAGAGGCGGGACUCUGACCGCCCACGACUUCGUCAGCUGGAAGCUGCAACUAGAGACGAGGGGAGAAGAGAUUCCUUUCCACGGGAGGCUGUUGCCCGAGGAGUUGAGAGGAGCCGUCAUGCUCGUGAUCUGGAGUUGAGGGAUGAUCGUGGAAGGGACCGUCCAUCCCGUGAGCCUCAGGAUUCAGAAAAUGAGCAUGAGGACUGGCCACGUAAGUCCGAAGAGCAGGCAGAUGUGGGGACUCGUCAGCAGCCUCUUGGAGAUGAGCCACGUAGGAGUGACGCUGGCCGUCGUCAACUAAGACAUAGAGAACCAGAGAUGGAAGAGGACCAUCAGCGCCAAUCGCAGGAGCGUGUCCAGAGAGAAGAUGGUGAAAGACGUCCUCUGCUACGUGAUCCUCGGCUACGGGAAGGGGGCGAAAGUGAGCGAUAUUCCCAAGACGCCACACAAAGAGACGAAGAUGAGAGGCGACAUCAAGCACGAGAGACUGAGCGUCAACUGGAGGAGGAAGAGGACCUGAGAAGGCCACAUGUGUCUGGACCACGGAUAGAUGAAGAAAGCCACAACCGUCGACGUGCAGUACAGGAAAUCAGAUCUGAUUAUGGAAGAUCUCGCCCAUCCCGUGAACCCCGCGAACGGGAAGAUGGAAGGAGGGAGGAUUACGUACGUGAAGCUGAGCGGAGGUCUAGCAGACGUGACCAGCGUGUAUCUGAUGCGCGCAGGGAUCAAAGAUCUGACCGUGAACCAGUAGAUUGUGAUGAUGAACGCCACUCAUUUCCUAGAGAGGGCGAGAGGAGAUCUAGGUCCCGUGAUGCAGAACAAGAGCAGAGAAGGUCUCAGAUGCCUGAGGAAGAAUAUAGAGAGAGACCCAGGUCUAGUGAUCCUGACUACAGAGUGGAUGAGCAGAGAAGACAGCGUCAAUACACAGCCCAGUCUAGAGAAGCUGAGCUCCAUGAGCCUGAUGUAAGAGAAUCUGAACGGAGGAGGCGCCAGCCUGUGGAUCAAGACGAGUGGAACAGACCUUAUCCACGGGAGUCAACCACCAGAGCAGAGCUGGAAGACCAGCGAGGGUCUCAUGAUCCAGAACGCAGAGAGCGUCAGUGGAGUGGUCUCCAUCCCUACGAACGUAAACCUACAGACGGUGAGAGGAGAAGGCCCCAAUCUCGUGAGUCAGAGCUCAGAGAGGGUGACCGGAGAAGGUCCCAAAGACGUGCACAAAUUCCAGAAGAUGGCAGGAGACGGGAGCAGUGCCAUCAGGAUGAGGCCCAAGAGGAGGAGAAUCUGAGGAGGAGGAGACCCCUGUCUGGUGACCUUGAACCUCGUGACUAUGAAUCCUGCAGGCCCCAAAGACGUGAGCGAGAACCAAGAGGUGAUGGUCAGAGGCGGCAGCAGUAUUAUGACCCUGAGCCUUUGGACAGAGAUGUUGAGAGGAGGAUGCCUGAAGCCCCAGAAUCUGCUCGACGAGAGGGUAGACGAGGAAGGCAGCAGUAUUCUGACCCUGAUACCCAAGAAAGAGGGAGCAGGAGAAGGCCACAGUCACGUUAUUCUGAGUCCCGGGAAGAUGAGAGAAGGAGACCUGAGGAGGCUGACUUCAGUGAUGAUGAGAGGGAGAGGCCCCAGGCAAGAGAGUCCCUUUCUAGACCAAGAGAAGACGACAGGUGUUAUCCAUCAGUAGGCAGCCGUAGGGAGUGCGAUCGGGGCAGGCGACAGGAAUACAGUGGCCAGAGGCGCACUGUUGACCAAAGUGAUGAUGAACAGGAGAGGCGGGCCCCAUUGCGUGACACUGAUGCUGCAGAUGAUGAGCAACGGCAAUCCCAGUCACGUGAUAUUGAUACAAGAGACAAUCAGCAGCAGAGAAGAACCCAGUCUCGUGACACUAAUGGCCAGAGGCGCAGCCAGAGGCGCACUGUUGACCAAAGUGACAAUGAACAGGAGAGGCGGGUCCCAUUGAGAGACAUUGAUGCUGAAGAUGCUGAACAAAGGCGACCCCAGUCACGUGAUACUGAGCCAAGAGACAGUGAGCAGUGGAGGAGGACCCAGUCACGUGACACUGAUGGCCAGAGGCGAAGCCAGAGGUGCACUGUUGACCAAAGUCGUGAUGAACAGGAGAGGCGGGCCCCAUUGCGUGACACUGAUGCUGAAGAUGCUGAGCAAAGGCGAUCCCAGUCAUGUGAUAUUGAGCCAAGAAACAGUGAGCAGCGGAGGAGGACCCAGUCACGUGACACUGAUGGCCAGAGGCGCAAUGUUGACCAAAGUUAUGAUGAACAGGAGAGGCGGGCCCCAUUGAGAGACAUUGAUGCUGAAGAUGCUGAGCAAAGGCGAUCCCAGUCACGUGAUACUGAGCCAAGAGACAGUGAGCAGCGGAGAAGAACCCAGUCACGUGACACUGAUGGCCAGAGGCGCACUGUUGACCAAAGUCGGGAUGAACAGGAGAGGCAGACCCCAUUGCAUGACAUUGAUGCUGAAGAUGCUGAGCAAAGGCGAUCCCAGUCACGUGAUACUGAGCCAAGAGACAGUGAGCAGCGGAGAAGAACCCAGUCACGUGACACUGAUGGCCAGAGGCGCACUGUUGACCAAAGUCGGGAUGAACAGGAGAGGCAGACCCCAUUGCGUGACAUUGAUGCUGAAGAUGCUGAGCAAAGGCGAUCCCAGUCACGUGAUACUGAGCCAAGAGACAGUGAGCAGCGCAGAAGAACCCAGUCACAUGACACUGAUGCAAGGGACAGUGGUCAGAGGCAAGCGCUGACACGUGAUACUAACCAAAGAGAUAGUGAACAGCAGCGGAGAGCCCUAUCCAGGCACACUGGUGUUAGAGGGAGUAACGAGGAGCAAACCCAGACUCAUGAGGUUGACCCAAGACGUGGCGACCAGCGAACCCAAACCCAGUCACAUGACACUGAACUAAGAGACAGCCAACAGAGGAGAACCCAGUCACACUACAGCGAUGCAACAGAUGGUGAGCAGAGAAAAACCCAAUCAGGGGACCCAAGGUGUGAUGGACAGCAAAGAAGAGCACCAUCACAGGACACUGAUGCUACAGAUGUUGACCGGCGGCAAACCCAGGCCCGUGGCACUGACCCAAGAGAAGGUGAACAGCAAAGGAGACCCCAAUCGCGUGACGCUGAACCAGCAGAUGUUGACCAGAAGCAGACACCGACACGUGAUGCUGACCCCAGAAAUGAUGAGCAGCGGCGUCGAGUCGUGUCACGGGACACUGAACAAAGCGAUGGAGAGCAAAGGCAGACUCAGUUGCACAGUGUGAAUGCCAGGAUUGCUGCCGCAAGGGACGGCAGGCAGCAAAGACAAGCCGAGUCACGUGACACCGAGCAGGGGGCAUCCCGAGAAGAGCCCCGUGAUUCUGAACCCAAGGACAAUGUUCAAAGGAGGCAAGUUGUGCCAGAAACCCAAGUGGCUCAGCCAAGCAGUGCCCGACAAGCUAAGCCUCUAGCGCAAGACGUUGAGGGGAGCAGAGCACCCCCACGUGAGGUUGCACCCAGUGUUGACAUGGCCAGGAGGCCACGACCACGAGAGCAGGAAGCUGCAGAGAGGGUGGUGGGAAGGCAGGGGCCAGCUGAGUCUGGAGAAGCUCAACCAAGACCAAGUGAACGGGAGAGAGCCCAGUCACGUGAGCCUCAGAGGAGCGAUGGGGAGCAGGGCAGAGCUCACCCACGUGGGCCUGAUCCAAGGCAGUCCACAAGAGGCCUGUGUGGCCUGGAAAGGGCUGAGAGAAGCCAGCCACGUCAGCCGGGGGCCCAGGAAGGAGACUCAAGGAGGCAACAGACUCAAGACCCUGGAUCCACUGAUGGCAAGACCUCCCAGCCUCGUGAACCACAGGCCGCAGACCGUCAGCGAGGAAGACCCAACACGGAACCCAGAGCUGAAGGCAAAUCUGAAGGGAGAGAAGGGGUUCAGGAACAACAGUCUAGGGCGGCCGAACAACGGCAAAACCCAGUUCAGGGUGUAUCCUGCAAAGAAGAAAGUGGCUGCCCUGGGUCGAUGGAACGGCAGUCCGAGGAGGGUGACCGAAGCAGCCCACAGGCCCGAGAAGCCCAACCGCCGUUGGAGGAGGUUGGAGAGCCUGGCGCAGAAAGACCACCAGGUGGCGCCGUGAGCAAGACCAACCCUGAAUCCAGCUCCCAGGAGAAGCCGGGUUUUCUGUGUGGCGACAAAGUGCCGCUGGUUUGCAACCCGCUCUAUCAAUAUCUCCUGGCCCAGAAGAAGCAAGAGCAGCCAUAG